Molecule: messenger RNA, 900 nt
Organism: Chenopodium quinoa (quinoa)
Lineage: Eukaryota; Viridiplantae; Streptophyta; Magnoliopsida; Caryophyllales; Amaranthaceae
Exons: 1
Coding region: 1-900 (299 amino acids)
Source: RefSeq, a predicted model, not a curated record
AUGAGUGAUGAGUCUAGCAAGAUGAGUGAUAGCUCUAAUGAGAAGAGUGUUGAGAAAGAGUGGAAACAAGAUGAGGAUUUCAAACCGAGACUUCCAUAUCCCCAAAGGUUCAAUAGGUACAAGUUGGAUGAACAAUUUGGGAGAUUUAUUGAGAUGCUAAGGAAAAUCCAUCUUUCUAUUCCUUUCACCGAUGUUUUGGGAGAAAUGCCUAACUAUUCUAAAUUUCUUAAGGAAAUCUUGAGCGGUAAGAGAGAUUGUAGUGUGGUUGAACCGGUGAGUUUGGGGGAGUGUUAUAGUGCCUUUAUCCAUAAUGACUUGCCCCCAAAGAUGAAUGAUCUAGGAAAUUUCUCUAUUCCUUGUAAUAUUAAUGGGAAAUUGUUUCAAAAUGCCCUUUGUGAUCUUGGUGCUAAUGUUAGCAUCAUGCCUUACUCCGUUUUCAAGAAACUCAAGUUAGGCGAGCUCCUUUCAACCAACAUGACCCUUCAAUUAGCCAACCGUUCUAUUAAGUUCCCAAAGGGUAGAAUUGAGGAUGUGCCCCUCAAAAUAGGAAAGUUCACUAUUCCCGUUGAUUUCAUUGUGCUUGAGAUUGCGGAAGAUGAAAAAAUUCCUAUCAUCCUAGGGAGGCCAUUCUUAGCAGCUUCGGGUGCUUUGAUAGAUGUGAAAGGUGGCAUGAUUACUUCUUGUGUUGGUGAUAGUAAGGCGAGUUUUAAGCUCAAGUCAAUGCAUGAGUCUCUAUCUUAUGUGCACGAAAUUAUGUGCAUAAACUCAUUGUCUUCGAAUUCUAAUGAUUUUGUGUUUGCUUCUUCUACUAACGAAAAUCUUGUAGCUUGUGAUGAUGUUCCUAAAAGUGUUGAAAGCAAGGUUGUUAGUGAAGAAGAAAAGGAUUCAUUGAAGGUUUAA